This is a messenger RNA of Hemicordylus capensis (graceful crag lizard), 3195 nucleotides long. RefSeq names its product F-box protein 36 (gene FBXO36). Lineage: Eukaryota; Metazoa; Chordata; Lepidosauria; Squamata; Cordylidae. Gene Ontology annotation, biological process: SCF-dependent proteasomal ubiquitin-dependent protein catabolic process. Gene Ontology annotation, molecular function: protein binding. The transcript has 4 exons. The coding region runs from base 225 to 794 and encodes 189 amino acids. The record is from RefSeq and is a predicted model, not a curated record. Gene Ontology annotation, cellular component: SCF ubiquitin ligase complex.
CCCCUCAGGGUCAACGAGUGACCCAGGUGACGGUUUCGCUCCCUCAACCCGUGCCGAUUCAGAGGCCUUUUCCCGGGGUGGCUACGAAGGUUGAAGGCCCGACUACUACUCGAAGCGUUAAGAACUGGCCGUCUCCUUUAAGAGGGGGGGCUGGGCUUGCUGUGACCUCUCCGUAUGCCCGCCCCUUCCUGGUUGCUAUAGCGACUGGCCGCUGGCGUCCUAAAAUGGCGUCCCUCCUGACAGACACUUUGUUUGAAGCGCGAGGACAGGCUCCGGCGCCCAGCAAGGAUUUCUACCAGAUUAUCGUCUCCCGGAAGGAUGUGAUUUUUAGGUGGUGGAAAAUUUCUCUUCGGAGUGAAUUUCGUGAAGCAAGACCUGGUGAACUCAGUGAAUCUCAUGAAGAUUUCCUGGAUGAUCCCAAUCUUCAAAUUCAGAUAGCCAUCAUAUUUGGAGCAGGUACUCUGGAUCAUAUCUUCAAUUUGUGCCGAGGUAAUUUCGAUUUCCUGGUUCGACUUCCUGACGCGUUGCUUCUGAACAUCAUAUCCUAUUUGGAUCUUGAAGAUAUUGCCAGACUUUCUCAAGUAUCUCACAGAUUUGAAGCGUUAUGCAACUCUGACAAACUGUGGGAGAUGGUUGUACAAAAUUUGAUGGGUAGAAUUACCCCAGAAAUGAAAUCACUGGCAGACGAGAUGGGCUGGAAGCAGUUCUUCUUCACUAACAAGCUUCAACUGCAGGUCCAACUCAGUAGAAGGAGACAGAAGAAAUCUGAUUCAGCAGAAAGCCUGUCAGAUUAAAGGCAUAGAUCUUCUUCUUCGCGGCAACUGGUGUGUACUUGUUCAGAUAAGGGUGGCUUGUUUUGCUUUCUUGGAAUAGUAAAUUGAUUGCAGGAUUUAAGUGAGGAAGAAGCCUAUCUUGAUGGAAAUCUUUAAGGCAUAUCAAUAGGAUUCCUAUUGAUGUUUCAUAUUUUCUGUGUACAACAUUAGCAGUUCUUAUGCAGUAACAGCGAAGCACAGGACACUUUCUCAUAUUUUUACUAAAGAAUUAGAAGUACAAUAUGAUGGCAACUUGUAUGUGAAGAUGUUAAACAAUCUUGGCAGGCACGUCUGUUGGUAUGUUAAUUGGAACAUUAUCAAAAUAGCUGUGUAAACAAAUCGAACUAUUCUCUUUGAGAAGCUUCUAUUGAGACCAAAAGCUGCAGGGAAUUAGCAGGCUGUAGAGAACCAAGAGACCUAGUUAGGUGCACAAAGAGAAUAAGACUCUCAAUUGCAUUAAAAACAUUUACUUCUGUUUAAAUAUUUCUGAAGGCCACUAUAAAUAGUCAGAGAUGAAUGUAGGUGCAUUAACAAAAAGGUACACUUUAGGAUCUGGAAUCCUCCUCCAUCUCUGCCCAUUUCCAUCCUAGCAGAGGAACAUAUGCUGAUCUCGAGUAAACUAAGGCAGGAUCUCGAGUAAACUAAGCAAAAUAGGUAUGUGCACUAAUCGAGAUUCGAGCACUGUUUUGAAGCUGAACUGGUCCAUGGGGCUACGCGGCGGGGGAGGGGACUGAUUCAACUGGUGGAGGGCAGUGCUGCGGGCAGGGGGCAGCAAGCAGCACCUUUAAAAGUGAGGACAGCAGGUCCUUAAUUGCUCCUCCACAACUCCAUGCGGCUUCCUGCUGGGGUGGCACACACCCCAGCAGCCUGCACAUGCUGGCGCACACACACACCCCGAAGCCCUUGUGUGGCAGUGCUGCGCCACUGCAUACAGGCUGCUGGGGGCAGCACCUUUAAAAGUGAGGACAGCAGGUCCUGAAUUGCUCCUCUGCCACUCCACGCAGCUUCCUGCUGUGGUGGCACACACCCCAGCAGCCUGCACUUGCUGGCAGCACUGCCCCCAGCAGCCCAUAUGCAGUGGCACAGCACUGCCACACAAGGGCUUCUGGUGGGGAGAGCUGCCAGCAUGUGCAGGCUGUUAGCAGGGGGUAUGCUGCCACAGCAGGAACUUGCAUGGAGCAGUGGAGGAGCAGGUAAGGACCUGCUGUCCUCACAUUUAAAGGUGUCGCUCACUUUCCCACCUAACAUCGCCCUCCACCAGUUGUCUUGGCUCACUGCCUCCACGAACCAGUUCAGUUUCAAAUCAGUGCUCUAAUCUCAAUUCGUGCACACCCCUACUACAAAAAUCCUGCAAUCUGAGAAGGUGGAAAAUCAUGCAUGAAUUAAGCAUCUGCAUGCCAAUGCACAAUAUACUUCAAGAACUAUAAACAGCACUGGGCAACAUGUAGACCAAGUUAGUCACAACUAAGUCCUACUGAAAUGUAUGUGACAAAUUAGUAAUAAUUGGCUAACUUGUCUCAGUGAUUUCAGUGGUGCUUAGUCAUGACUAACUAGUUUGGAUGUUGCUUGGGUUAGGUUGUUAUCUGGGUUAUUUUAAGCUAACUAUUGCCCACAUAGCUUAUAAAUACAUUGUCUUUAAUUAUAUGCAUAGAGAACCAAUUAAGCUGCUUGCAUAAUAAAAGUUGCUCAUUUUUAAAGAAGCUGUUGAAUUGAAGCUUUCAAUAAUUGUAUUACUUUGAUCAGCCUUUAAAGCAGAGUAUCACCCAAACAAUAUGCUAAAAUGUUGUUUGCACUGACCUUGGCUACAGCUUUGAAGCCAGCCCUAAUAUUUCAAUUAGCAGAGGGUAUAUAAAUGAAUUUUGCCAAUCAUACACAGGGCACUCUGUGUUGCAACAUCAAAAUAAUUAAGCUUUUAAUGUUAGGAUUAUCUUCAGCUGAAAAUAAAUUAUAUUGCUUUUAGUGCCCGCCCCCCAUCCACUCUUUCUCAGAAUCAAUUUAAUUAUUAUUAAUUUAUUUGCUACAUUUAUAUACCUCCUUUCUGUCUUGAAUUAAUGAUACCAUUAAAAAUUAUAUUUAGUAGUUUUGCUGUUGUUAUAUUAGAGCUCUAUAAAAUGUGCCAUUGGAAUUUAAGCACUUUGAAUUAUAAUUAUUUUAUUCCAUGUUUGACAAAAUAAUUUGCUUAAAAAUAUUCUUUAUUUUAAGUAAUACACAGUAUUUACCAUAUAUAGUCAGUAUUUACCUGGGCUACGCUAAACUGUUUGAUUAUCUGAUUUCCUUAUUAUUAAACGCAGUUUUAUUUCAGUGUUAUUUGUAAGUCACUUAUGUAAUCUGUACAUCCUUUUUGCCCAUUUUUAAAUGAAAAAUAAAAUAUUUUUCUAACUUA